AUGUCCGAGGACGAACUGAUGGACUUGGAGCCACACCGCGUCGGAACGCCGUCCAUUCCCAGUGAGGAGCAUCGGUCCACGCAAUAUUCGGGCUCGCAGGGGCCGCGCAAGGAAGCGCAGAACACGAAGGCCAAAGACUUGGGCCACAUGGCUGUCAAGGACCUGCUCGAGCGGACCAAGGCGCUUGAGGGUCGCGUUGCGAAGCUUGAGUGGGUCUUUAAGAUUCAAGUGCUUGAGAAGGAGAAGGAGUACCUGCUACAGAAGCGCGAGAAACGGGACCAGUCCCUAGCCCAGUGCAAGCAGGAAUUCGGCCGCGCCCUGAAGAAUGCGCAGGCGCUCGAGUCGCGGAAUACCUUCAAGGUCGCCGACAACGAAAUCUGCAAGGAGUGGGCGGACCUUCGGUACCUUGUCCGGGAUUUCGUCCGCCAAAACCUGGUACGCGUCGUGGCUCCGGGGGCCACCACCCCCGAGAUGGCGGCGAUAUUCCAGGACAUUGUAUCAGACCCGCGAACUUUCCUUGAAAAUCCUUACCUGGCCCAGACGCUAUUCGAGGCCUGGAUCUGGAGAUGUCUCCAUGCCUCCGUCUUCUCCGAGGAUUCACCGGUCUGGGCGAGCGACCUGGGCAAGUCCUUCUUCACUGGCGUCUAUGGCUACGCGGCAGGUAUUGCUGGCAAAUCCGAAGCUCUGCAGGGUCAGCUCCACGACUGGCGAUCCAGGUCUGUCGCCUUUUUAAGCCAGCUUAGCCCACCCAAUGACAAGUUGAUGCAGAGGCACACUGCCGACAUCCAAAAGCUCCUGCAGCCGUUCAGAUUGCCCGACGCCGGCCAGGACGUUUGGUGCACCUUCCCCAUCAUGUCCUCUGCUUGCGCGUUAGACUUGACGCUUCGCAAGUCCAGGGCCGAGUUUGUUGUAUGGCCCGUUCGCUUCUCCGACAAUUUACAAUACAACAAAGGAUCCAUGAAGAGGCGGGACCUGUUCGGCGAACCACAAGAUCUGGAUAGCCAAUCCCCCAUGGCGGUAGAUCUAGCCGUCAUCCCAGGGCUCGUCAAGUACGGCAGCUCAGACGGCAGGAACUACAAUUCCUACUUCGUGCUUCAGAAGAUGGAGGUCGUCUGCGGCUUGCCUGAGCCCGAGGGCGUCUGCGGCUUGCCUGAGCCCGAGGGCGUCUGUGGCGUGCCUAAGCCCGAGAUCGUCUGUGGUAACGCCAACCACCAAGAUGCGCAGGGUAAAAAAAGCUCCUAGAGCGUGGUGAUACGGGUGGUAAUCCUUGAAAGGGAGGUAGGAGGGGCGUGUGCCUGGACGUGGAGGCCCCAGGAGGGACUUUUUUUAUUUCUCGCUUUUUCAGACGAGACACAAUC
Molecule: messenger RNA, 1358 nt
Organism: Phialemonium atrogriseum
Lineage: Eukaryota; Fungi; Ascomycota; Sordariomycetes; Cephalothecales; Cephalothecaceae
Exons: 3
Coding region: 1-1242 (413 amino acids)
Source: RefSeq, a predicted model, not a curated record